AUGGCAAGCGUUAUCCAUGGAGUGCACCAAAUGGAUGCAUUCAUGAAUGAACCUAACUUUGUUAUUAAGAAAAUCCACUGGAGUGUGUUUACAUCACAAUUUCACAAAGCCAUCAUUGAAGGGCCACCAAAAAGUCGCAUGUUGGUGGAAACUACUUCUGGUUAUCCCUUCAAGAGGUAUUUCAGUAUCAUGAAAUCAAUCAGAAAGGAUGUGCAAUUGACUAGGGCAAUAAGUGGAGAAUAA
This is a messenger RNA of Sphenostylis stenocarpa, 243 nucleotides long. NCBI's taxonomy places the organism in Eukaryota, Viridiplantae, Streptophyta, Magnoliopsida, Fabales, Fabaceae. The record is from the annotation of a GenBank genome assembly.